This is a messenger RNA of Nicotiana tabacum (common tobacco), 432 nucleotides long. Lineage: Eukaryota; Viridiplantae; Streptophyta; Magnoliopsida; Solanales; Solanaceae. The record is from RefSeq and is a predicted model, not a curated record.
AUGGUGACUAGACCAGUUGCUAAGAAUCUGUCUGACCCAGGGAGUUUCACAAUUCUCUGCAUCAUUGGUAGCUUUGCUUUUGCCAAGGCACUUUGUGACUUGUGGGCUAGCAUAAAUCUUAUGCCCCUAGCGACUUAUAAGAGGUUGGGGAUUGGAAGAGCUAGACCCACAUCUAUGUUGUUGAAGCUAGCUGACAAGACCGUGAAAAGAACUUAUGGUAUCUUGGAUAACGUGUUGAUUCAGGUAGGGAAAUUUGUCUUCCCUACAGAUUUUGUGAUUCUAUAUUGCAAGGUAGAUGAAGAAAUUGCGAUAAUUUUUGGAAGGCCGUUCUUGGCCACGGGGAGAGCUCUCAUUGAUUGUGAACCUGGGGAGCUCAAGAUAAGAUUGAACGAUGAGGAGAUAACAUUCAAUGUGCAGACAUCUAUGAGGUGA